AUGGCAGAAGAAGAAUCUGUUAACAAAAGGCCUAGACGGGCCUUUUCGUCAACUGAGAAGUUAAUGAUGUUGAACAUGUUCAAUUCUUUCAAGACUGCUUCGCCGUCUGCAUCACACAAUGAAAUAUGCAAAACUGUCGCAAGUUCAAUGGGAGUAAGUUGGACUUCGAUUUAUAGAGUAAUCUCGGAAAAAAAAACCAAUGCGAAUCUAAGGUCCCCAAAGAAGAAAAAAACACGCCUCACUGUUUGUGACAAAAUUGAUGAUUUCACCAAAUGUGCGAUUCGACGAAUAAUCCACAGUUUCUUUUUAAGAAACGAAAUUCCAACCCUCGACAAAGUUCUAUCAAAAAUUGAAGAAGAUGGAUCAUUGGGGAGUUUUAAAAGAACUUCUUUGCACCUAAUUAUUCGAGAAAUUGGAUUCAAAUUUAGUAAAAGAUGUCGAAACAGUAUGUUGACUGACAGGGAUGAUAUCUUUUUUUGGCGAAGAAAUUAUUUGAGAGAUAUUGUAAAGGCAAGAGAAGUUGGAAAAAAUAUUUAUUAUUUGGAUGAAACCUGGAUAAAUGAAGGCCAUACAAUGCCCAAAGUUUGGUCUGAUACAACAAUAACCAGCGCACGUGCAGCAUUUAUGUCUGGAUUGUCAACCGGCUUAAAAAAUCCCUCAGGAAAGGGCAAACGACUUAUCAUAACACAUGUUGGGAGUGAAGACGGUUUCGUGGAAGGAGCAUUGCUUGUAUUCGAGUCAAAGAAAGACGGUGACUACCAUAAGGAAAUGAAUUCCGAUACAUUUGAAAAUUGGUUCAAAGGAAUGAUAGAAAAACUGCCAGAAAAUUCAGUUAUUGUCAUGGAUAAUGCUUCAUACCACUAACGGAAAAUAGAAAAAAUCCCCACGGCGAAUACUAAAAAGGAAGACAUUAUAGGAUGGUUGAAAGGUAAAAAUAUUUUACACGAAGAAAAUCUCUUAAAAAGGGAACUACUAAAAAUAGUAAAAGCGCAUCGAAAACUAUUUGAUGGAUAUGUUAUUGACGAAUACGCAAAAUC
Messenger RNA from Plutella xylostella (diamondback moth), 1037 nucleotides. RefSeq lists its product as uncharacterized. Lineage: Eukaryota; Metazoa; Arthropoda; Insecta; Lepidoptera; Plutellidae. Gene Ontology annotation, molecular function: nucleic acid binding. The record is from RefSeq and is a predicted model, not a curated record.